Messenger RNA from Protomyces lactucae-debilis, 828 nucleotides. RefSeq lists its product as uncharacterized. The transcript has a single exon. The coding region runs from base 1 to 828 and encodes 275 amino acids. The record is from RefSeq and is a predicted model, not a curated record. NCBI's taxonomy places the organism in Eukaryota, Fungi, Ascomycota, Taphrinomycetes, Taphrinales, Protomycetaceae.
AUGAACGAUCAAGAGCGUGCACUAGAUGCCAUGGUCAAUGCUGACGCUGAGCCCCUCAACGUUGACGCUAGUUAUGCCUACCAAACCUGCUGCAUUAGCACUCAUGGCCCAAACCGCAUACUGAUAUUGAACGCUCCAGGUGUUUUGCGCAAUAUGCUCGUCUCUGCUGUUAAGACCUCGUAUCGCAAGGGCAUUUCAAAAGAAGUGGGCCAGCAAGAAGUGAUCCUUCAUGGUCGUCCAUUCUUUCCUUUUGGCCAAGACUUGCAGGACGGUGUGCGUAUCACCUACGCACUCAUUCGCUGCAUGAUUCAGUGCGGAUGGGACAUCACUACAGAUAUCAAUUUGAGUUGGCGAACCUUUGACGUUGCCACACUCUACUUCCACAAGUCUGAAUCUUCAGACUCCAAAUCUCGACAGCAUGUUGUCGUCUGUGCUAUCGACCUCGUCGAUCUCAAUGGCAUACAAGUGAUUGACGCACCCGUGGCUCUCGUCAAUUUGGUCAAGACUGUCAUUCAACAAAGGUGGACUGCGGGUCAUACCUACAGCCUCGCUCAAGGCACCCCUGAAUUCCGCCUGAAGGGAUUUGCCUUUGAGUCUGCAUCUUCUUCGCAACUUGCAGGAUCGCGGAUGCUUCUCGGUACCUUGCUAUCAAGACUGAGGCAGGAUGGCUAUAAGCUCAUUACAACUUGCAAUACAAAGGCUACAGAGCACGGCCAACUGAGUACUUUGAUUAUACAGUGUCCUACAUCAGCAUUGGAGCCUAGCGAGCAGCCCGAUGCCAAGUCUCAACGGCCGGGUACGUUUGCCGACUACACAGAUGCGGACUGA